Molecule: messenger RNA, 1558 nt
Organism: Falco peregrinus (peregrine falcon)
Lineage: Eukaryota; Metazoa; Chordata; Aves; Falconiformes; Falconidae
Product: adrenodoxin, mitochondrial-like
Exons: 4
Coding region: 46-600 (184 amino acids)
Biological process (GO): P450-containing electron transport chain; positive regulation of oxidoreductase activity
Cellular component (GO): mitochondrion
Molecular function (GO): 2 iron, 2 sulfur cluster binding
Source: RefSeq, a predicted model, not a curated record
CAACAAACAGCAGCCCAAGAGACACAGAGCAGGAACCGAAGCAGCAUGAUAGCUCAAGGCAUCUCUGGGCUCAUGCGACCCUUGAGAAGUAGACUGAACGUGAGCAAAAUCCGCUUGAUUUAUCUCUGUGGGAUGACUGAGCAGCAUCGCACACCCACCAGGCAGGGGUCAGAGAGACGCUUCAGCUCCACGAACAAGCUCCGGGAUGCUCCUGGGGAAUUGAGCUCUGCGGACCAGGUGAUGGUGCAUUUUAUAAAUCGUGAUGGAGAACGACUUACGGCCACAGCCAAAGAAGGGGAGAGUUUGCUGGAAGUCGUAGUCAAUCAAAACUUGGCCAUCGAUGGAUUUGGUGCAUGUGAAGGGACACUAGCCUGCUCUACCUGUCACCUCAUCUUUGAGAAGGACACCUUCCAAAAGCUGGAUGCCGCCUCAGAUGAAGAGCUGGACAUGCUGGACUUGGCGUAUGGACUCACAGAGACAUCUCGCCUUGGCUGCCAGGUGUGCAUUAAGAAGUCGAUGGAUGGUCUGACAGUGAGGGUCCCCAUGGAUGUAGCAGACAUCAGGAGGCAGCAGGAGGUUGGAAAGCGAAGCAAACAGUAGCUGGGAACAGCUCCUGCACAGCUGUGUUCUCAUUCGAGGUGUGGCAUGGUACUUUGCUUUUGAUUAGCACUAUUGCUUUUUGUGCCUGGCUUGCAGUAGACUGUAGAGGUCUGAUUUGGUGUAAAUGCCUGUUCAGCAAACGUCUUAUUUAAACAAAGCUUAAUGCUAGAGUCUUUGGUAUGUGUUUUAAGUUAAGUGCUUAAGUGCUGUGCUGAAUACAACUGGACUAAAGCUUACACUGGCUUUACAUUUCCCUGGGUGGGUGACAGUAAACAUCUGUGCUGUAUGUUACUCAUCCUCUCCUUUGAAAUUUAAGGAAUUCUGCUAUUCUAAGUAGCUGUCUGGAUUUUUGAAAGGCUUGCGCCUUUAACUGUAGAGCAGAAUUCUCCCAGUUUGGGAAGCUUAAGACAAGGGAGCUGUUCCAAAUACAAGAUGGUGUGCUGACUGGCUUGGUGAUGUAGGCUUGACUGUAGCAAGAAUGUCGUGAUGAUCAUUUGAAUGCUGACAUUUCCUAUGAGAGGGAAACGCUUCCUAUGAUUUUGAGUGUCAUGUUACUGAAUUGUUAUCUGUUAUGACCUGCUACUUUCUCCAAAUAUUAAAUUUUCCCACUGCUAUACUACCACAUACAUAAAAUAAAAUUCUAAUAAUCAGGCUUUCAGACCUAUGAGAUACACUUUUCUGGUAACAAGAGCCUGGCUGGAACAGAAUGCGUUAGAUGGAAAUUUAGGUAUAAUAUCCUGUUGUCCCAGUUUACUUGACUGGAUUUUUCCGCUCGUGUUUGAGUGAAUGUGUCAAACUUGCCAUCUAAAUGCUGUAGAGAACCCAUGAGCUGUAACUGAGUUUUCCAAGCAGAAUUCUGCACAGAAACAUUUCCUGUGGAUUUAGUUAAAACCUAGGCUAUACUUAGCAACCAAUUUAAACCAACAAGUUACUGUUCUUAUGCAGGGUAUCAACCCCA